AUGUUCUUCGCCAGGCGAUCGGUGGCCUCGAUGCGGCCUUUGCUGCGGAACCAGCAGCCGCAACGAUUCGCUUCUCACGCUGCUCACGCCGAGCCAGUGAGCGAGGGCUUCGGUCCCAGUUUUUACGUCGCCGUUGGUACCUUCGCCUCCAGCUUCGUCCUCUACCGUAUCCACAAGUCGAUACAGGAUGCCGGCGAGCAGUCGUGGAUCUCCAACCUGAUCCAGAAAUGGACCCCCGAUGAGAAGGUCUUUGAGGAGAGAAAUGCUAUCCACACCGUGGCCAUGGAGAAGGCUGCGUACGACCGUCACCUGUUCCAGAGCCAGCGUCCUGCGCAAGCUUAUGACUUGAAGCAGCCUGAGGUGAGCUUCAAUUCCGGUGCCCCGUGGAACGUCUCUGCCGGCUCGCAGGCCAACCUGAGCGCCGUUGCCGCACACUACGACCGCCAGAACCAGAAGGUCGAGGAGUCUCGUGUUGCACGGUUGAAGGACGGCAAGGUUGUGUCUCUAUAUGAUUAA
Messenger RNA from Aspergillus chevalieri, 516 nucleotides. Its product is annotated as putative NADH-ubiquinone oxidoreductase 178 kDa subunit. The transcript is spliced from 3 exons. The coding region runs from base 1 to 516 and encodes 171 amino acids. Lineage: Eukaryota; Fungi; Ascomycota; Eurotiomycetes; Eurotiales; Aspergillaceae. Gene Ontology annotation, cellular component: mitochondrion. The record is from RefSeq and is a predicted model, not a curated record.